AUGAGGAGCAGCCACCUACAUCUGAUCCAGCUCCUGUGUGUAUUGCUCCCCCUGCUGGCCAGUGAAGGAUGUCCCACCCACUGCACAUGCCACAAGGGGGUGGUGAACUGUGGCGGCUGCAGGCUCACCAGUGCCAGCCUGCCCUCUGCUUUCCCCCCCGAUACCACCCAGAUCCAUCUCCAUGACAACCAGCUCACCUCUCUGCCCAAUGGGCUGCUGGAUGGGCUGGCUCAGCUGCGCUGGGUUUCGCUGCACGGCAACCCCUGGGUGUGCGACUGCGCUGUGCUCUAUCUGCGCAGCUGGCUCCUGAAGCACAAAGAGCACACCCUCUACCACAACAUCACCUGCAGUUCCCCACCGGGCCUGCAGGGGAGGCUGGUCAUGUAUCUUGUGGAGGAAGAAGUGCUGGACUCCUGCCAGUACUGGUAUUGUAACCUAGCCCUGGCCUCUCAGAUUGUGCUGUUCCUCUUAAUCGGCGUGCAGGCCAUCCUGCUGGCCUUCCUCAUUUACUUCCUUCGCCGCUACGAGAGGCUGUCGCGCGUGGCCCGGCGCACUGUGGAGGAGAGCUUUGCAGGCGGGGAGGCUGAAAACGAGUAUGUCCCGCUGAAAGACAGAUCGGCCUGAGGGGGGUUCAGGGCUAAGGCAGCACAUGGUGGUAUAAGCAGUUGCCUAGGGUGCCAUCAGUAUGAGGGGGAUGCCAAAUGUAGGGAGAAAAAUGGUGUCUCGUUGCAUUUAUGGUUGUCUUUGAAACCCCUUGUUCUGCAAUCACUACCCCCCACGUUCACAAUGA
Messenger RNA from Anguilla rostrata (American eel), 790 nucleotides. RefSeq names its product glycoprotein Ib platelet subunit beta (gene gp1bb). The coding region runs from base 1 to 624 and encodes 207 amino acids. Lineage: Eukaryota; Metazoa; Chordata; Actinopteri; Anguilliformes; Anguillidae. The record is from RefSeq and is a predicted model, not a curated record. The transcript has a single exon.